AUGGUAACAGAUGUAAAAAAUUCCAAUGUUAGUCGACAAGAAUUUAUUGAUUUACUUUGUCGAAUAACUAAGACAGACGACGAAGAUAUGACAACGAAUACUGAUAAUAAUAAUAAUAAUCAAAAUGAACCAGACGUAACAAUUAUUGAUGAUAAAUCAACAAUUGAAGAAGGUGAAAUAAUUACACUGGAUGAUGAUGAUGAUAUUAUUGUUGUUAAUAAUAAAAAAGAAAUUGAAGAUGGUGAACUAACAGAAUCACCAGAAUCAGAUAAUGAUGAUGUUGAAGAACUUAAUUUACGUCUAAAUGCUUUACGAUCAUUAGCUGGAGCAAAAAAACAAAAAACAAAAAAAUUUAAACCAAAACGUAAACGUUUAAAUGAUUCUAAUCGUUAUAUAAAAGAUGAUAUUGAUCUUCGUUCACCGAAUAAAAAUCGUUUAUCAUCACGAUAUACAAAUCAAACAUCAAAUAAUAAUGAUGAUCGAGAAUAUUUACUCGAUAAAGAUUAUCGACAUCCAAGUGUUUUUGAUAUGCUUCUUUCUCUUAUUACACCUGAUAAUAAUAAUAAUAAUAAUAAUAAUUCUUCUACUACAACAAAUAUUAAUAAUAAAAAACUUGUUGAUAAUUAUGAUAUUCAACAAAUGGAUAUUGUUGAUGAUCAUCCUAUAUCAAUAUCACAACCACCAUUACCUCCAUUUCCACCACCACCUCCACCAUUACCACCAAAUCAUUUACCAUUUUUUGAUCCAUUACCACCACUUCCACCUCCACCACCAUCUUUAUUUGAUAUGUUUCCUGCUAAUCAAACAUUUUCAUCAACAAAUUGGCCACGACCAAAUUUCGUUCAACAAACACCAAUAACAACAAUUCAAAAUGAUUUAUGGCAAACAUCAUUUAAUCAUACAACAGAUACUGAUCUUCGUGUUCAACCAAUAAAUAAUAAUCAUCAGCAUCAUCAUCAUCAACAUCAUUCAAUAAAUCAAAUUAAUGAACAAUUAUUACAUAAAAAAUCACAACAAGAAAGACGAAAACGUUCAAAAAAAUCUUCUAAAAAACAUCAUCGUGAAUAUGAAUUAUCAUCACCUAUUGUUAUGAUAAAUACAACAAAUCAAUAUAAAAAAAUACAAGAAAAAUCACCACCAUUAACUACUGAACAUACUCCUACUACUACUAAUAAUAAUAAUAAGGAUGCUGAUGAUGAUGAAGAAGAACGUUUAUUACGUGAAGAACUUUUACGUACAUUAACAAAUAAACGUAAAGUUAAAAUAAUUGAAAAAACAAAUCUAGAACCAGAACGUAUUGUUACAAUAGUACCAUCAGAUUCUCUAUCAACAAUUACGCAAACUAAUUUAAGUUCAACACCGAUUGUUAUUAAUAAACCAAUUGAAAAAUCACAAUAUAGUAUUAAUCAACGAUAUAAACGUGUUAAAGCUAAUGUAUCAUCAACUAAUUUAACAAAUAAAAUUGAAACAACAACAACAACUGUUGUUCGAACUACACAACCAAUUAUUCAAACACGUAAUAAAAUUGUUCGUGUACCUGAAACGGAUAUUGAAAUUCCACAAUCAAAUCCUAUUAUAAUUACAUUUGAUGAUCAAACAACAGAUGAUGAUGAACAACAACAACAAGAAACAGUUAAAAAAUCAAGUGAAUCAACAUAUGUUAUAUCUGAUGAAGAACGUUUAGCUAUUAAACGUUUACAACAACUUCAAGAAGAAGUUAUGCGACGAACUAAUACUUUGGAAUCAACAACUAAAACAAUAGUACAAAAAACUCAAACACCACCACCACCACCACUUCCACCAAAUGAUAUUAUUCAAGAAACAAUACCAUCAACUGAUGAAUUAAGUGCCUUAUUCGAAAAACGUCGAAUGUUACUUAGUGAACGAGCUAAAUAUGGAGAAAUUCAAGAAAAAAUGAAAAAGAAAAAAUUAGAAAAUGGAUUAUUAGCACGUGAUAUUGAAAGACUUGAAGAACAAUUAUUAACAAAAAAAACUCAAAUUACAAAUAAUAAUGCACUUUUACAAUAUUGGCAAAAAGAAGCAAUGUCGAUUGCACAAAAUAUUAAACAACAAGAAGAUUUUAUUCUUCAAUCAGCUGUUUUUAAAUCUGUUAAACCAAUUGCAUCAUCUGUUCCUAAACCACGUGCAACAAUUGAAUUUGAUUAUGCUAAUAUUUCAAAAGUAUUCGAAGAAAACAGUACACAAAUACUUUUAUCAAUACUCAUUUGUCCAUUAAAUUUUUAUCGAAAAUUACGUCCUUAUCAUAGUUGGUUAAAUGCCAUAUCGAAAAAACUUCCACAGUUAUCAACUGAAGAUAAUUCAUCUUUAUUAUUUCGAACACGUUCAUUUUCUACUCAAAAUAGUGAACAGUAUUGGAAGUCAUGUUUACAAUCUUAUUUUAUUGAUAUAAAUCAUAUUCUUUGUCCAUAUGAACUUCAAGGUUCAUGUAAAGCUCAAAACUGUAUUUAUCAACAUCAACAUCAAAUUUCUAAUCGUAUUGAACAAUUUCUUUCAUCAAAAAAAUUGAAUGAAAAUAAUAAACAAAAAAUUUUAAAUAAAAUUGAUAGUAUUUGUUCAUUACGAUCAUUUGAUAUCGAUUUAUCUAUAUUUGAAAAAAGAAUUAGUGAGAAACAAUAUCAACGAUGUCGAAUGAAACUUGAUCGUUAUCUUUCAAUUUAUCAUGAAGAUUUUCGAUAUUUUCGAGAUCAAUCAACUAAUGAUAGCCUUUCUAUUAUUCAUCCAAUACUCGUUAGUGUAUCAAAUCAACUUGAUUCAGAUGAUUUUUCACCUGAACAAGCUGUUGCUGAUUUAGUCGAGGGUCUUGAAUCACAACGAACUAAUGCACAAUUAUGGUGUCUUUAUCUUGAAUUGUCGAGUUGGCAAAUGUCACAAGAUGAAUUACAUCAUUUAUGUUUUGCUGCACUUAAAAAUGCACAAAGUUAUGAUUUAUUUUGGACUAUUUUUUAUUUAUGUACAAAUAAUAUAGAAGAAUUAAUAUCAAUUUAUUUAACAUAUAUACAAUCCGAUGAAUUUGAUUUUCAUAGUCGUUCUUAUGCAAUAUGUGAAUUAGCUAUGUUUCAUGCUAAUCUAACAAUAAAUUGUGAUCAAGCAUAUGAAAAAAUUAAAAAUUAUUUAUCAAAUUCUUUUCUUGAAAAUGAACAUCGAAUAUAUCUUAUCUUAGUUUUAUUAUAUACAUUUGUAUUCGGUUCAUUUCCUCGAAUUCUCUAUCAACAAAUGGAUGAAAAUCGAUUUGAUAAACAAAUAUAUCUUGAACCAUUUAUUUGUCCUUGGUAUGCACUAUCGAAUUAUUCACAUUCACAAGAUCAAAUAGAUAAAUUUUUUGAUGAUUUUAUGAAUUCGAUGGAAUUAUCAGAAACGAAUUUUGCUUUGUAUAUUAAUAAAAUUCAUUAUUUAAAUGCAACUAAGAGAUUUGAUCAAUCAAAACUGUAUAUUGAAACAUUAAUUGAAGAAUUUCCUUGUUCCAUUGAACUUUGGAUUGAACUUUUAUUAAAUCCAGAAAUAUCAAAUAAUCUUACAGAAAUUCUUGAACGUGCCAGAAAAAUAACUGGAAUUUAUUUUGAAUUUAUUUAUUGUUUGUCUUCAUCUAUAAAUAUUCAAUCAAUGUUAAAUAAUGAAUCGAUUCAAACGAAAACAUAUCGUGAAAAAUUCUUUUCGGAUCUUUGUCAUUUAUCGUUGGAUUCAAAUAAUGAAUUAAAACAAAAGAAAAUUGAACAAAAUCUUAUACGAUAUAAUGGAGAACUACGUGAUAUAACAAUUCUUGAUAUAUUUAAACAUUUUUCGAAUUUUUCAAUUAAUAUACAACGACAAAUGAUGUUAAAAAUUUUAAAUUAUCUAAUAAUAAAUAAUGAUGAUCAACAAAGAAUAUUAAUACUCUAUUCAUUUUUUCGAAUGAGUCAAAUUAGUCAUGUUUUUGAUAUUAUUAUUGAUUGUUUACUUUCAAUACAUAAUGAUCAAUAUGAAUGGAUUAUUAAACCAUUUACAUAUCGUUUAUUAGAUAUUUCAAUAAAAAAAGAUCAAAAUACGUUAAUAUGGAUUCGUUUUGAUGCAUUUGCUAAACAAUUGAUACAUAAUACUCAUUGUCAAGAGAUCUAUGUCACCAUUCUACAACGACUAAUUACAUCGAUGGAAGAUAAAAAUAAAAUUGCUCGUUUAUGUCGUCUAUUCGAAAAACAAUUUUCCAAUUGUGGUAUUAUAUCUCAACAACUUCGACAAAUCAUCUUCAAUUCGACAAUUAAUGAUACGGGCACUACGGCUACUUCAUAA
Molecule: messenger RNA, 4284 nt
Organism: Rotaria sp. Silwood1
Lineage: Eukaryota; Metazoa; Rotifera; Eurotatoria; Philodinida; Philodinidae
Source: the annotation of a GenBank genome assembly